AUGGACAUAUUAGAAGAGCUCUGUAACCUGGUGGUGCUGGUGGUCAUGUGGGUCCACCCUAGGAUGCGCUCCACCACCAACUUCUUCCUCACCAACCUGGCCAUCGCUGACUUCUGCGUCACCGUAUUCUGCGUCUACCAGAACCUCUCACAGUACCUGGCGCAGACGUGGAUCUUCGGUGACUUCCUGUGUAAGAUGUACAACUUCGUCAACUACCUGAGCUACACCGCCUCCGUCAUGAUCCUGGUGGUCAACUGUGUCGAGAGAUACGUGGCCAUUAUGUGUCCCUUCAGAGCCAAGACACUCCUCAGUCACCGCAACCUGGUGGUGGUGUGGGUGGGCAGCGGGGUGUACUGCUGUCCUCGGCUGCUGUACUUCAGGGCAGCGUCACACGAGCUGCCUGGGGCUCGCUACACCGAGGUCAUCUGCCUGGCCGACCGAGAGCUGUACGACUCCCGCACGUUCGACACCAUUAACUUCGUGUUGCUGUACGUGAUGCCUCUUUCCGUCAUGUCGCUCCUCUACUGGCGCAUCGGCAGCUACCUGUGGAUCAACGGCCGCCAGGUGGAGGUGGCCAGGAGGGCGAGGAACUCCCCAGUGUCGGGUAAUGGUGUUAUCCUGCCCUCACACCAGUUUCCUUGUUGUAUUUCAGCCCUCAAGGAGGAGAUGACCAAGGAACACAACUGUAAGCUGAAUGAGGACACUAAGAGAGGCGGGACGGCGCAGCAAAGUGCAGGAGGAGGGUCAAGUUCCUCUCACGGCUGCUACUCCGCCUUGGGCCGCAGGCGUCGCUGGAGACAAACCGGUGAGAUGCCUAUCGGACCUUACCACACAGAGCGUCUCCUGAGGACCUGGAGGAAGGUGGUGAAGCUCCUGGUGGCGGUGGUGCUCUGUUUCGCCAUCUGUAACUUGCCAUUCCACUUGAGGAAAAUGUUGACGUAUUACCACCAGGGCUACAACGCCACCACGGACGCCGCCCUCAUACCCCAUCUCCAACCUCCUCAUGUACCUCAACUCCCCAACCCCAUCGUCUACUCCUUCAUGUCGCACAACUUCCGCGCCUGUGUGAGGGACGUCCUGACUCGUUACACCGCCGAAGACCUCGACACCCCUCUGGUCCCCUUCCCGCCCCCACCUCCACACACACACGCCCUCCCCCGCCACGCCUCCACGCCCGCCCCACGCCCAUGUCCCUACCACCUGUCAGGGGUUCUUGCAGCGCCUACAAUUGGUGAUGCAACACAAGUGACAUAA
Molecule: messenger RNA, 1254 nt
Organism: Homarus americanus (American lobster)
Lineage: Eukaryota; Metazoa; Arthropoda; Malacostraca; Decapoda; Nephropidae
Product: trissin receptor-like
Exons: 4
Coding region: 1-1254 (417 amino acids)
Biological process (GO): G protein-coupled receptor signaling pathway
Cellular component (GO): plasma membrane
Molecular function (GO): G protein-coupled receptor activity
Source: RefSeq, a predicted model, not a curated record